Molecule: messenger RNA, 905 nt
Organism: Gastrolobium bilobum
Lineage: Eukaryota; Viridiplantae; Streptophyta; Magnoliopsida; Fabales; Fabaceae
Product: cyclin-dependent protein kinase inhibitor SMR6-like
Exons: 1
Coding region: 278-634 (118 amino acids)
Biological process (GO): regulation of DNA endoreduplication
Source: RefSeq, a predicted model, not a curated record
AUUCCCUACGUGCUACCCCACCUGAAACAAAACACCUCCUCUGUCGACUGUGUCUUUCUCUCUCUUAUCCUCCUACCAUUCUCAAUUUCUUUAUCUAAUCCUACCAUUCUCUAAUUCUCACUCUUCCUCUCUCUCCUACCUUCUAACGCACGCUUUGAAAGCUUUCCGUAAAGUUUUCCUCCACACCCCACCUAUCUAUAUAUAUACACGAACAAACGCAGUUUCACGCACUUCACGUUGAGUAAUUUUCUCUUCUACUUUUCUCACCCCUCAAACCAUGUCCACUGACCUGCACCUUCACCACGAGUUGCCCAAGCUCCGAAUCUCCGCCGUCAAAAUGGAAGACAUCCACUCUUCCGACCGUAACAUGUCCAACGUUGUCCCACAAGUCAAGGAUGAAAAUGACGCCGCAGUUUCCGCCGACGACGACGAGAGUUACCGGACCCCGACGUCGAAGGAGAGCAAGAUUCCGGCGAUACUGACCUGCCCGCCGGCGCCGCGGAAGUCGAAGGCCUUCGUGUCGUGCAAGAGGAAGCUUCUGGAUGAAUUUCAGUUCUUCGAGGUCACGAAUAAGGAGGACAUGGAUGCGUUUUUCAGAUCCACUUUUCCUAAGAGGAGCUGCCCUUGUACAUGAAAAUUCAACCUUAGCUUCCUCGAACGCUACCUUCGAACCUGUGAAACUACGUAAAUUACACAAGUUUUGUUCUUUUUUUGAUUUUUUUUUUUUUUUUUUUUUUUAUCAAUUCCUCUCCUUUCCUUUUUAUUUUAUUUUUAUAUGUUAUAUAUAUUUCACUUGUAAAAGAUGUGAAAUAUUGGAUCCCGAAUCGUAUAUGUUCAUUAAUCGAAUCAACAUAACGUUGAAUUCUCUCCAACCCCAUCAUCACUUGAUUCAUUAUUUCCCAUUU